GAUGCAUGUGAAGUAAUCGAUGCACCACACAAUACAAUCGCUCUCCCCUAUCAAGUUGCUAUAAUAUUAAAUAAUCAAAGCUUCAGCUUCACUGUUACAGCUAUGUCGCCGAAAUACACGCUCACGUAUUUUAAUGCCAGAGGUGCGGCUGAACCCUGUAGGUUUAUGUUUGCUGUAGCUGGGGUAGAGUACGAAGACAAGCGCGUUAAAUCAGAAGAUUGGCCUGCUAUUAAAGCUGACCAACCAUUCGGCCAGUUGCCGGUACUAACGGUGGAUGGAAAAAAAAUACCACAGUCUAAAGCCAUCUUUAGAUACGUGGCAAGGGAGCAUGGUUUUUACGGUGCAAAUUCAUGGGAAGCUGCUUUGAUUGACAUUGUCUUUGAAACAUGUGACGAAUUCACGUUUCCGUUGAUGAAAUGGUAUCUUGAAAAGGAUCCAGCCAAGAAGGAGGAAGAAAAGAAGAAUGUCUUAGAGGUUAUACCAAAGAUUUUCGAAAAGUUGGAGAAAUGUUUGAUCCACAAUAAAAAUGGAGACGGCUGGUUCGUUGGAGACAAGUUGUCGCUUGCUGACUUCGUAUUUCUGUCGUUGCACGAAAGACUGGCGCUAUACGCAACCGUCGAGGACGUCGACCAGUUCCCAAAACUAAAGGGUUUGGUGGCGCGACUCACAGCUCAAAAAGAGAUUGCCGAAUGGAUCGCAAAACGACCUAAGACUGAGAAUUAAAAAUGCUGAAAUACACUUUAAGCUGAAAUAGACUUUAUGCUCGUAACUGUAAUGAUCAAAUAAAUAAGUUAUGAUGCCACAGUUUGUGCAUAAAUAGUCUUUAGGGAAUCGUUUCAUAUCCGCUACAAGUCUGAAUGUUAUGUUGGAAGUUUUAGUGUUACUCUAGUCGUACAAAGGAGGUUAGAGACUUAUUAUACCUUCUUGCUCGAGGCCUUAUAAAAUUGAAGAAUGUGUAUGGUUGUAGUUCUAAUAAUUUGAUCUUCUUUAUAGAUAAUUUGAGAAAAAAUGUAUUGCUUAACAAAAUAUUUUUUUCCACGUACAAUUUGUACGCAUAUUAUCCGUAUCCAACCUUUAAUAUUACAAAUCUGUAUCUGUAAUGUUCGCAAAUUUGAAAAAGUCAUUUCGCAAACUGCCUGGUAACACUUCAAUUUAAGAGGUCGAGCUAAACAAAUGCCUAUGAUUUGCUUAUUAUGUGUGCAUAUCAUGCCCAAAUAUGGGCAGGUCACAGAGAAGUUCACGUAAAAUCUGAUGGUAGUGUGAACCAGGCCUAGUGUCGUCUGCUUUCUAGUGUAGGAACGCUUUAAGAAAAUAAAACUACAGAACAAAAAGAAAGAAA
Molecule: messenger RNA, 1339 nt
Organism: Anneissia japonica
Lineage: Eukaryota; Metazoa; Echinodermata; Crinoidea; Comatulida; Comatulidae
Product: hematopoietic prostaglandin D synthase-like
Exons: 5
Coding region: 103-723 (206 amino acids)
Biological process (GO): glutathione metabolic process
Molecular function (GO): glutathione transferase activity
Source: RefSeq, a predicted model, not a curated record